Molecule: messenger RNA, 822 nt
Organism: Mesoplodon densirostris (Blainville's beaked whale)
Lineage: Eukaryota; Metazoa; Chordata; Mammalia; Artiodactyla; Ziphiidae
Product: high mobility group protein B3-like
Exons: 1
Coding region: 85-678 (197 amino acids)
Biological process (GO): regulation of transcription by RNA polymerase II
Cellular component (GO): nucleus
Molecular function (GO): DNA binding, bending
Source: RefSeq, a predicted model, not a curated record
UGGAGGCAGCUAGCGCGAGGCUGUGGAGAGCUGAGCCGCGUGUCCUGCCCUGUGCUGCCCAGACUAGCGAACAAUACAGUCAAGAUGGGUAAAGGUGAUCCCAAGAAACCAAAGGGCAAGAUGUCUGCUUAUGCCUUCUUUGUGCAGACGUGCAGAGAGGAACAUAAGAAGAAAAACCCCGAGGUCCCUGUCAAUUUUGCAGAAUUUUCCAAGAAAUGCUCUGAGAGGUGGAAGACAAUGUCUGGGAAAGAGAAGUCUAAAUUUCACGAAAUGGCAAAGGCAGAUAAAGUGCGCUAUGAUCAGGAAAUGAAGGAUUACGGACCAGCUAAGGGAGGCAAGAAGAAGAAGGACCCGAAUGCUCCCAAGAGGCCACCGUCUGGAUUUUUCCUGUUCUGUCCUGAAUUCCGCCCCAAGAUAAAAUCUACAAACCCUGGCAUCUCUAUGGGGGAUGUGGCAAAGAAGCUGGGCGAGAUGUGGAAUAAUCUGAGUGACAGCGAGAAGCAGCCAUACAUCAACAAGGCAGCAAAGCUGAAGGAGAAAUACGAGAAGGAUGUCGCAGAGUAUAAGUCUAAAGGGAAGUUUGAUGGCGUCAAGGGUCCUGCUAAAGUUGCCCGGAAAAAGGUGGAAGAGGAAGAAGACGAGGACGAAGAAGAGGAGGAGGAGGAGGAGGAUGAAUAAAGGAAACCUGUUGAUGUGUCUCCUUGUGAAUACCUUAGAGUAGGGAGGCACCGUGAUUGACACACGUCUCACACGGGACGUGUCUGCUGCCCUUGUUAGGUUUAAUUACCCAGUUGGAUCAUGAUCAUAUCGUAGUCUCUCAAA